Molecule: messenger RNA, 5793 nt
Organism: Phascolarctos cinereus (koala)
Lineage: Eukaryota; Metazoa; Chordata; Mammalia; Diprotodontia; Phascolarctidae
Gene: SACK1F
Product: family with sequence similarity 83 member F
Biological process (GO): signal transduction
Molecular function (GO): protein kinase binding
Source: RefSeq, a predicted model, not a curated record
GCGCGGCCAGGGGGCGGAGCUCUUGCCAGGUGAGUCGCGGACCCAGCCCCGCCCCGCCGUGGGCUCCCAGGUGUGCUAGGGGCGGAAGCCUGGGAGCCCAGAGAAGUUCCAGCUCCAGCGUCCCAGCCGCCGGCCGUCAUGGCCGAGUCUCAGCUGGCCUGCCUGGAAGAGGCGAACGUGAACGAGAAGGUGACGGAGGCGCAGGCUGCCUUCUACUACUGCGAGCGGCGCCGGGCCGCCCUGGAGGCGCUGCUGGCCUCCGGGGACCGGACCUACCAGGACGUGCUGACCAAGGAGCGGCUGCGCGACUUUCUGUCCGGACCCGAGCGCCAGGCGCUCCGGACCGACUGGCGCCCCUACGAGGUGCAGGCACCGGGCCCUGCCAAGGGCAAGGGCAAGGCCAAGGGCCAGGCUCCCGCCCCUGCCGAGCCUUCAGCCUCGCUGGCCUACUGGCCCGACCGUUCGGACACCGAGGUGCCCCCGCUCGAUCUGGGCUGGACAGACAACGGCUACUACCGGGGCGUCAGUCGCGUCACCCUGUUCACCCACCCUCCCAAGGAGGAGAAGGCGCCCCACCUCAAAGAGGUGGUCAGGACGAUGAUCCAGCAGGCCCAGAAGGUCAUCGCGGUGGUUAUGGACCUUUUCACAGAUGGGGACAUCUUCCAGGACAUUGUCAAUGCUGCCUAUAAGAGACGGGUCCCCGUGUACAUAAUUCUGGACGAGGCAGGCGUCAAGUUCUUUCUAGAGAUGUGCCAGACCCUGGAGCUCAAUGAUUUCCGAAUUCGGAACAUCCGAACCCGCUGUGUGACUGGUGUUGGGUUCUAUACUCCUACAGGAAAGGUCAGAGGGACCCUGUCCUCGAGGUUCCUAAUGGUAGAUGGUGACCGAGUAGCGACAGGUCUUACAGGUGACUUUACGUGGCGAUCCUCCCACGUGGACAGAAAUCUUCUCCUGGUGUUGACGGGGCAGCACGUGGAGCCCUUUGAUGUGGAGUUUCGGGAACUCUACGCCAUCUCAGAGGAGGUGGAUCUGUACCGAGAACUGGGACUGACGGGCCUCAAAUACUCGUCCACGGUGGCGCGUAAACUGAUCAACCCAAAAUAUGCCCUGGUGGCAGGCAGCCGGCAACCUCCUGGGGAGAUGAUGCGCUGGGCGCGUCAGAAGCAGGAGGCCAGAGGCGGGGACGAGGAUGAACCAGAGGAGGGAGGCGGGGAAGGCUCCGAGUCUGCCUGGCGCCUCGACGACUUUCUCCACGACCUGGUCACGCUAGACCAGGUGCUACCCGUGAUGGACCCUCCACCCCUGGAGGAACUGGCAGCCUGGAAAGGAGGCAGACGAGCAGAACCAAAGCCCAAGGGUGGGGAGCCUUCUGUCCAAGCCGGGAAGAGCGAGGCUGCCAAUGGAGCGGCGGCCGCCGGCAAGGAGGGCAGACGCCUGGGCAGCAAGUUCAGCUGGAGGUCUAAGCGUGCUCCCGCCACCAACGGCAUGGUCAGCUCCCUCUCCAGUGAGACCUUUUCUGAAGGGGAUUUUGUGGUGGUGAGGAGGCCGGCCAUAGAACUGGGGACCCAAACCGGCAGCAGUGUGCACAGGAACGGCAGUGUCUCAGGAAGAGCAAGCCUUAGUCCCACCAAGCAAAACAAAUGUGUGAUUUCAUGAGUCUGGCCACCGCCAGCAUUGGCCAAGACCCACAUGUGGCCCAAGACUUCUCAUGCUCCUAACCCCCCAACAACUGCCUUGAAAAAGGCUCCUGGACGGACCCCUGGGGAGCUGGCCCUUUCCCUCCGGUCAGCAGCCUGCUGGGCCUCCGUCCUCUGUCUUGGCUGGCCUCCUGAAUGCUGGCCACAAGUCCUGGACAAAGUCAGUUCCCCAGCUGUGCUGGAAGAAAUCAGCUCCAUGUUUACAUUUAGUGGGAGUGGGGAGGGACACCCCUACCUUUGUGCCUCAACUUGAUGGGAACCAAGGAAUCCUACCAGGCUUAGCUGUUGUCUUUUUUCCCCCCUUUUCUGCUUGUUGCUGGUGAUUCUGGGCCCUUGGGGCCUGCCAGGAAUCAGGAGGGACUUAAACCAGGAAAGCAGGAACAACAGAGUAAGUGUCACGUCAUCUCAAGGAGAGGAGGCGAGUGGGGGCGGGAGGGGAAUUGGGAGGUCGAAACUCGUGGUGCUGGAAGGACUAUGCUGUGGUAGAGAGGUCAGACUCAUCUGCUCGACCUUGGAGAAGCAGUGGGCGCAUGGUACAGACAGGGAGAUUCAGGCUUGGUGUCUGGGAAGGUGAAGUGGAAUGGGUCGCCUUGGGAGGAAGGGAGUCCCCCUUCCCCAGAGGUAUAAAAGGGUAAGCUAGAAAUGGAUGUUACAGAGGGCAGGGCAGACUUAGGCGCCUCUGAGGGGAGAAGCAGGGGUGAAGGAGAAAGGUACCCUCAUCAGGGUUACCGGUUUCUAGUCCUCAGUUCAUGGAGAAAUGUUGAAUUUCUAUACCACCAAGAUUAUUUCCAAAAAUCCAGCUGAGGAAGCAGAUGGGUUUCACCUGGCUGGCCUAGCACAGCCAGGGGAAGGGGUGUUUGUAGGCUUCCUAGAGAGAGGGGGCCCAGUGCCGUGGGGGAGCCCCUGGGGGCCUCUGCCUGGAAAAUGAGGGCCAGACUGAAGUCUCAUGCCCCUCCCCUCCAAGCACCUUCUAUUACCACCUCUUUUGGAUCAUUGGAUCUCAGGAUUCAGAAACUGGAGCAGACAUUGGGGCCCUUCUCCCUCUUCCAACCUCUCCAUUUUCUAGCCAAGGAAGGAGGUUCCCAGUGGGGUUGGAGGCAGGGGGACUGAGGGGCUAAAGUCCUGAACAGGCACAAAGGGGUAAGAGCUCACAUUGCUCUCAAUCUGGGGUCUCUGAACUUGUUUUUUAAAUAUUUUGAUCAGUAGAUUUCAGCAUAAUUGGUGUCCUUUGUCAUCCUAUGGAUUUUUUAAUGCAUUUAAAAACGUGAUUCUGAGAAGGAAUCUCUGGGCAGACCGGGUGCCCGGGGGUCCAGGACCCAAAGGAGGUGGGGAGAAGAGCACUGGGUCUGAGAGUCUGAGUUCACGUGUCUGAAUUCCCCCUCUGCUGCCAGCACUUGGGUGAGCUCUGGUGGCUAAAUCUGCCUCAGUUUCUUCAUCUAUCAAAGGAGGUUGGCCUGGUGACGUCUGAGGGCCCUCCCAGCUCUCAGUCUGUGAUCCUCAGGUAGGGAGUGCAUGUGUCAGCCCAUCUUACAGAUGAGACCAACGUUUGAUGGCUGCCCCUGGUCACCUAGAUAGGCUCAAGAUUAGGGGCCACCCUUCGCUCGCGCUCUCUCCCCUUCCCUGCCAAGCUUCUUGGGGUCGGGGCUAUUUUGGUUUUGCAUAUGUGUGCCCAGCUAGUGCAGCGCCUUCUUAAUACACGUGUGUGGAAUGGAGUUGAGGCCUUGGAGCAGAGGGGCGUCAUGGAGAGUGGAUCAUCCUCGGAGCCAAAGAUACCCGGGUUCCAAUCUUGUCUCUGGAGCUGUAUUCAAAAAAUGGAACUCAGGCUGAGAUGGUCUCCAAAGCAGUCUGGGCCAGUGGAGUGCUGCCAGGCUCUGUGUGUGUGUGUGUGUGUGUGUGUGUGUGUGUGUGUGUGUGUGUGUGUGCGCGCGUGUGUGUGUGUGUGUGUGUGUCUGUCUGUCUGUCUGGUGUUAAGAUGAAACAAGGGCCCCAGGGAACACAAGAGAGAUUUGGCUCCUAGACAGCGGAGAAAUCUGUAGCUUAGACUGGCUGCGUUUCCACUCCAUCUCUACAGAAACAUGAGUUCUUCUUUCCCUCUAGUUAAAAGCCAUGAGGCCAUAGCUGCUCGGCCCAUGAAGCAAAGGCAUCAUGCCUGCCUCAUGCCCCUACACGUGGCCUUACGAGCCACUUCUACUCGCUCUAGAAAAUCAGCCACGUGGCUCUGAACUGAGUCAGGAGACCAGAGUCCUAGGAUGGCUUCAGACGUUAAUGUGCUCUGUCACUUUCAAUGAGCAAACUUUGUCGCUGCCUCCCUCCCCGCCUUGGGGUCCUCAGUUUCUUCAUCUGUAAAAUGGGGGCUGGGGGUGAAUUAGAUGAUUGUCACUUCUGGUAGUCUCCAGAUUUAUCAAAAUGUCAGACGAUGGAAGUCAGGAAGUCCCUGGUCUCCAAGGGAGUAAUAAAGAGCUAGAGCCAAAGAGAACAGAGGUAAGAACGGCACCUUCAUGGGCAUACCCUGGUACAGUGGCCUCUGGUAUGGCUCAGAGUCAGAGGACCUGUGUUUGAAUCCUGCCUUCGAUGUUUACUACCUGUGUGACCUUGGGCAAGUCACUACACCUUAGUCUCCUUAUGCACAAAAUGAGGGCAUCUCCUACAUGACAAGGAGACCACCAGGCUUGCCUCAGUUGCUCAUGUACAGCAUACUUUUAGCCUUGUUUAUCUCUUUGGGAAAUACAAGUGGGACAGCUUUGGGGGAGGGUGUUGGGUGGGAGAGGUGUCAAAUUGAGGUCGGAAGCCAGAUCCUCAGAGGUGAGUAGAGAAGCCUGACCUGAAGUGGGGACAGCAGGCUGCGCAUCUUCAAAUCGAGUAAGUUGGAGGGGGGUGACAAGAGGGAGAAAGAGGGAGGCUUAGAGAGAGUCUGGAAAUGAUGCAGUGGCCCAGAAAGGUGGAGAUUUGUCCUGAAGGUCUAGGAGGCCUCAGGGUGGGGCCCAGCGCCACCUUCCCUGGGCUUGACUUGUCUCUUGGGGUUAGUGAGUCAUUGAGGAGGACCCCACAGGAAGGUCUAAGGUGUUGCCCCGUGAGGGCAGAGGGGGCUGACCAUCAGCAGAGGACAGCAGUCAUGGCCUUGCCAUGGUGUGAUCCUUUAACGCUAUGGAAGCUAUUCCCACUUGUUGGCCUAACGUGUGUGCACGGGUAUUUACCUAAACCCUAAAAAAAGGGAAAGGUAACUCUUCCUAAGGGGGAGUAGUAUUGACCCCACGGCUGGAAUUUGUAUCUCAGAUCAGCUAGGCACCUAGCAGAGUCCUGAAGAGAGGUGGUCCAGGAGAAGGAAGGUCUGCAGGAGGAAAGACGGGCAAAAGAUGGUAGUGUGCUGAGUGUGGUGACCUGGGGAAGCUAAGGGAACUGGGGGAGAGAGGAUAUAAUAAAGGGAAGAGGAACUCAGGAUGGGGCCUCAUCUGCCUCUCCUAUACACACAUCCCUAGGCCUGUUCCAUGUGUGUAUUCAUUUAUAUACACAUGCAUACUGUGAUUUAUAUGGAACACAUGUAGACAUGUAUGUCUAUAUAUGUUUAUAUAUACACAAAUAUAUCCUGCAUACAUACACAUACAUCUGUGUGUAUGUAUGUGUGUGUCUAUAUCUCUGUCUCUCCAAACCUGUGAUUUUCUUGUCAAGGAGAACCUAGGAGCCUGGACACUUGGCCCAUGUCUCCAGACGAGCCAUUCUCUGCCACUGAGAGGCCUAGAGGGUGGUCAGGGCCCCUGACAGGUUACAGGCCUGGCCCACAGCCACGCGGCUUAUGUGUCCAUCUGAGGACUUAGGCCCAGGCCUUUCUUAUUCCAAGGACUGCCCUCCCUCCCUAGGGCACCUACCUCUUUCCUUGCAGAUAUAAAUACUUAUUGAAUUCAGCUGAAAAUGAGUGCAAAGAUGGGGAACUAAGGAUGUGAAGUGUUGCACACACAUUGUUAAUGUACUGCUUUUGCAGAACUGUGGGGUUUGGGGGUAAUUUUUCUUUUCUAAAUCUUUGUUAAAAGGGAAAGCUUGAUGACAGGAAGCGGGGAGGGAAAUGAAUGUGAAGUAAAAAAAAAAAACCAAGAACAACCAA